AUGCGCCACAGUCGAGGUCUCAGUUUGGGUGGCAGGUCAUCACAUUCCCAUCAUUCCAACAACUCGAAUAAAAUCGAUUUGACGGAAUCUGCUGAGGAGAAAGCCAAACGCACGCUACAUUCCAAAGCCGACCCGAUGGUUGCUAUGAAUGAAGCGCAACCAAUAACGGUUGCCCUCGAGAAGUCAACUUUGAGUUCCCUAAGGGAAAUGCAGCAUAAAGACCAGUACGGGAAUAUUAUAAGUUCGUCGAAACCUCUGCCCCCUUUUUGGUUGUCAUUGGGGACUGUCGAGAGGGACCCGAUGCUAAUUGUCGCCUUUAAAACAGCCGAUCCAGACCUUUCGAAUCCAACCCGUCCCCGGCUUGAGCGUCCGUUGGACACUAUCCGAUCGUUUGAGGCCGCAAUCUAUGGGACCUAUAGCAGCCGACCCGUUUCGUAUGCUAAAACAGACUAUGAAUCAAACCACGGCGCUGAAUAUAAUAGACGCGACAGCUAUCAUGGAGGAGCCAACGGAUAUGUAAAUCGGGGGUAUAACGAACAGAGCGCGUAUUACAACGGGCGUUCGCGACCGGAUAGCUUCGUCGAGAACAACUAUGGUGGCGGGCCGCCUACGGAGAACUACUACCCUUAUAAUCAAGGAGGUGGGAGACCCCGACGUCAUCCACGCAAUACUUCUGAACAGGCAAUGUAUGGGCAGAAUUACUCGCAGAAUGGAUACGCUCCCACUGGGUAUUCUCAGAAUGGUUACCACAGAUCCUACGAAAACGAGACUGCUGCUUCAGGAUCUGGGAGCAACACCGAUCCGUAUGGAAAUUCGACGGAUCCAAGCUCCGUGAACAGCUCCAUCGACCAUCUACAGUAUCAACAACGUAUGGAGGAGAGGGCGAUGGUAGAUGGCUAUGGAUUCCAAGGAUAUGGCUCUGGGCUCAACAUGGAGGGCCAGGCAACGCGAGGGGCGACUGGAGCUGGCAAAAUGAAUGUGAACAGAGGGGUCCCAGUCAUAGAUCCGACAGCUGGUGGGCCUGUUGGUGGACCAGCUGCUGCUGCCGCUUCCAAUCGUCAACAUCUGCGCAAGCAGACCAAUGCCUCCGACGCCAGCGAUACGAAGCGAAAGAGCUGGUUCAAACGAAGGUUCAGCAAGAAUUAG
Molecule: messenger RNA, 1146 nt
Organism: Aspergillus tanneri
Lineage: Eukaryota; Fungi; Ascomycota; Eurotiomycetes; Eurotiales; Aspergillaceae
Exons: 4
Coding region: 1-1146 (381 amino acids)
Source: RefSeq, a predicted model, not a curated record